AUGACAGAUAAUAAUACUUCUAAUAAUAAUAAUAAUACUAAAAAUGAACAACAACAAGAACAUCAACAACAUCAACAUCAACAAAAACCAAAAGGAUUUAUUAGAAGUUUAUUGGAUGGUAAUUUGAAUAAUGUAGAGGUUAAAAUACCUGUAUUCAUACAAAAGGAUAUGCCAUUGUCAACAUUUAUGCUUACUGCUGGAGCAGUCACUGGUAUUGGUUUCAUGGCUGGUGUAUUUCUAGGUUUUAGAAGAAGUAGAAGAGGUAAUACUACACGUCAACAAACAAUGGCUACUCCUUCUGCUGUAGCAUUUUCUCUCAAAGCAUUGGCAAUGGGUACAUUGUUGAGUGUUGGUUCAUCUGCCGCAAUGGUCUAUGCUUUUAAAACAUUUUAUAAUAUUAAUACUGUUGAUGAAUUUGGACAAUUUAUGAAUAGAAAGCUGGGAGCUAAAACAACAGAACAAAAGUUUGAAGAGGCAAACAAAGGUAUCGACAUGUCACGAUACGAUGAUAUUAGUGAUGAUGAAGAUGCAAUGGAAGCAGUCACCGCAUUUUUUGGUGAAUAA
Cavenderia fasciculata is the source of this 564-nucleotide messenger RNA. RefSeq lists its product as uncharacterized. NCBI's taxonomy places the organism in Eukaryota, Evosea, Eumycetozoa, Acytosteliales, Cavenderiaceae. The record is from RefSeq and is a predicted model, not a curated record. The transcript is spliced from 3 exons. Bases 1 to 564 code for a protein of 187 amino acids.